This is a messenger RNA of Talaromyces marneffei, 1431 nucleotides long. RefSeq lists its product as uncharacterized. NCBI's taxonomy places the organism in Eukaryota, Fungi, Ascomycota, Eurotiomycetes, Eurotiales, Trichocomaceae. The record is from RefSeq and is a predicted model, not a curated record. Gene Ontology annotation, cellular component: nucleus; cytosol. Gene Ontology annotation, biological process: protein deglycosylation; carbohydrate metabolic process; protein quality control for misfolded or incompletely synthesized proteins. The transcript is spliced from 7 exons. Gene Ontology annotation, molecular function: peptide-N4-(N-acetyl-beta-glucosaminyl)asparagine amidase activity; carbohydrate binding. The coding region runs from base 1 to 1431 and encodes 476 amino acids.
AUGUCAAUUGACACUGCAAAAGACUAUAUCACCACAGAAAUUCCUACCUGGAGCGUAAAUAAUACAGUCACUGACGCCAUUCACGAGUGGAAUACAGAUGUGUUCAGCAAAAUCAGGGUUCCCACCGAUAGCUCAGCUAACACUACAAACUUGAGGCUUCUCUACAGCUCACUUUACUUCAUGCAUUUGAUGUCCUCUGACAGGACGGGAGAGAACCCGCUUUGGAUCUCUGAUGAGCCAUUCUGGGACGACUUCUAUACUUUGUUCUCUACCCAUGUCUUGCAGCCCCCGUACUAUGAGUCAAUGAUCCGUGGCCUUAUUGAGAUCUACAAACAUCAAGGUUAUCUCCCGGAUGGGCGAUCCGGGAACUGGAACGGACUCGUUCAAGGGGGUUCCAACGGUGACAAUGUCCUAGCAGAUGCAUACGUGAAAGGCCUCCGUGGAAGUAUCAACUGGACGGAAGGCUACGCCGCCAUGGUCAAAGACGCCGAAGUAACCCCAUAUAACACCUUCGAUCCCACGGAUUUACACCCAGCACAAAAGAAGGUCGAGGUGCUCUCGAUGACUGGAAGGAACUUGGUUACAUAUCUGUUGACCAUAAUACACGCUGUAUUUCACGUACAGUUGAGUAUAGCCUCAAUGACUUCGCUGAGUCAAGUUGCUGCAGGGAUUCAGCCUGCUGACAAAGAGAAAUAUGUGAAUCGAUCCGCCGGUUGGCAGUUAAUUUGGGAUCAUGACGUGACAAGUUUGAACUUCACUGGGUUCUUGGCUCCUAGAUUUGCAAAUGGCUCAUAUCAGGACGGAUAUGACCCGUUGUACUGUGGAGGAUGUGAAUGGAGUUCUAUCGCCUAUGAAGGUGUUCCGUGGGAAUACACUUUUAGCAUACCUCACGAUGUUGAGACGCUCAUUGACUUCAUGGGAGGACCAUUUACUUUCGACUCAAGACUGGACAAAAUGUUCGAACCAGGCGUCGCCAAACAGAAUCUCGGGGUCAACGGAGCUGGCGUUACUACGCUGAUGAAUAUUGGGAACGAACCCGACUUUGGUACUCCCUUCAAGGAUGCUGCUUACGGGAUCCCUGGCAACAGCGACGCCGGUGCCAUGAACUCCUGGCUUCUCUGGCAGCUUGUCGGACUUUAUCCCAUUGUCACUCAACCCAAUUACUUGAUUGGAUCUCCUUGGUUCCCUGAGAUCAACAUGACGGUCAACGGAAACAAGACGCUGCGCAUCACUGCCACUGGAUCAGAUUACAACGAGGGUUCUUAUUACGUUCAGAGUGUGCGGGUGAAUGGUAAGGAAUGGGACAAGAAUUGGUUGACUCACAAGGACAUAUUUGUCGAUGGCGGAAGUCUCGAUUUUGUGCUUGGCAGGAAUAUGACACUUUGGGAGACAGGAGAUGCACCGCCAUCACCGGGGCAUGUCACUUUGUAA